CUGCUGCUGAUCGCUUACAAUCUGACAACACUCCCCAUCUACUCAGAACAAAUCCUCUCUUCGCAGCCGUGCACUUCUGCCUUAGGACCGGCGGGAUCUGUUGCCUGGACCUCACGCUGCUGCCUGCAGGACCACAUUGCAGAGCUUUGACUCUUCCACACCUCGCCUCCGGGGAAACUCUUCUGCAGUAUCUCAGAAAAUCAAACUCCCUCCUGAGACUAUUCACACAGAAUUUCCUUCGGAGCUGUGCCGGGGCCCUAUGAUGAUACACCAACAUCUUGUGCUACCAACUGUCAAAACUUUGGAUGGUCUAACACUCAGGUCAUGACCCUUGUAGUUAAGAAAUUCUUGAAGACAAUAUUCAGGAGAAAAUGUGAUUUAAGUCUGGAGACAAUUGUGCAUCUUGAACAUAUAGCACAUUUCAUUUGGACUCUAAUGAUGGAUAAAAAGCAUAUACUAUGUUUUCUGUUUCUCUUGCCUCUUAAUAUGGGUCUUGUCUCAGCAGAGUCGGAAGAAGGCGUGAACCAAACAGACUUGGGAGUCACUAGAAACAAGAUCAUGACAGCUCAAUAUGAAUGUUACCAGAAGAUUAUGCAAGAUCCCAUUCAACAAACAGAAGGCCUUUACUGCAACAGGACCUGGGAUGGAUGGCUCUGCUGGAAUGACGUUGCAGCAGGGACGGAAUCAAUGCAAUACUGCCCUGAUUACUUUCAGGAUUUUGAUCCUUCAGAGAAGGUUACAAAGAUCUGUGACCAAGAUGGACACUGGUUUCGGCAUCCAGAUAGUAACAGAACAUGGACCAACUACACCCUGUGCAAUAACAGCACACAUGAGAAAGUGAAGACCGCACUGAAUCUGUUCUACCUAACUAUAAUUGGACAUGGAUUAUCUAUUGUAUCUCUGUUCAUCUCUCUCAUCAUAUUUUUUUACUUCAAGAGCCUAAGUUGCCAACGGAUUACAUUGCAUAAAAACCUGUUCUUUUCAUUUGUUUGUAAUUCAAUUGUAACAAUCAUUCACCUCACGGCAGUGGCCAAUAACCAGGCCUUAGUGGCCACAAAUCCUGUGAGCUGCAAAGUGUUCCAGUUCAUCCAUCUUUACCUGAUGGGCUGUAACUACUUUUGGAUGCUCUGUGAAGGCAUUUACCUGCACACACUCAUUGUGGUGGCUGUGUUUGCAGAGAAGCAGCACUUGACGUGGUAUUAUUUCCUUGGCUGGGGGUUUCCUCUACUUCCUGCCUGCAUCCAUGCCAUUGCCAGAAGCUUAUAUUACAACGACAAUUGCUGGAUCAGUUCAGACACUCAUCUCCUCUACAUUAUCCAUGGUCCGAUUUGUGCUGCUUUGUUGGUAAAUCUCUUUUUCCUAUUGAAUAUUGUACGUGUUCUCAUCACCAAGUUGAAAGUUACACACCAAGCAGAAUCCAAUCUCUACAUGAAAGCCGUAAGAGCUACUCUCAUCUUGGUACCACUACUUGGCAUUGAAUUUGUGCUUUUUCCAUGGCGGCCUGAAGGAAGGGUUGCUGAGGAGGUGUAUGACUAUGUCAUGCACAUUCUAAUGCACUAUCAGGGUCUUUUGGUGUCUACAAUCUUCUGCUUCUUUAAUGGAGAGGUUCAAGCAAUUCUGAGAAGAAAUUGGAACCAGUAUAAAAUCCAAUUUGGAAAUGGCUUUUCCCACUCUGAUGCUCUCCGCAGUGCAUCCUACACAGUGUCAACAAUCAGUGACAUGCAAGGGUACAGUCAUGACUGUCCCACUGAACACUUAAACGGAAAAAGCAUCCAGGAUAUUGAAAAUGUUGCCUUAAAGCCAGAAAAAAUGUAUGAUCUAGUGAUGUGAAAAUACAGAAAUCACACCUGUUUUGGGUUACUUGAACCAAUGAUUUUAUAGCCAGAAGAUUGGAUAGCCAGCAAAUGGAUUUCUUGAAUACCAUGAAGCCCUCAAAUGAACUGGGAAUUGUAUGAAUAAAUGUUUAACAACCCUCUCUCUAUGGAAGAGAAAAGCCUCAAUUUAUAUUGUUGGUCAGUAAAUACUCCUACCAUAGCUGAUUUCAAGUCACCAACCUGACAUCACUGAGUGUGGAAUUGGAAAGAAAACAAGCACAAUCAAUGCUCGGGAGUUGACACGCCCUAGAACCUGCACAACACUGCAUGCCCUUACAGAUGGAUACCUGUACAUACUCAUGCCCACACUGACCAGAACUCUGCUCUUCUCAUCUGAGGAGACCUUGCGUGGUGUUACAGACAGGAAAGUUUGGUUUUUGUUUUAAAACUCCUUGAUAGUGAAUGGUUUGUCCAGAAACACUUUAACUCCUCUUUAAAACUUCUCCUGUAGACCAGACAAAGAGUUCAUAAUCUCUCAUCUCAUGUUCCUUUCUUUAAGAAAAGCAACUGAGUAGAAUUCCCAUGGGCUUCUCAGUUUCUGCUACAUACUGUUGUAUCCUGUGGCAUAUCGAUUCUGAAUCACUAGGGAGACAUAGUGGUAGAAGCUACAAACACUUUGUCAGCUUGUGCUUCUCUCUCUCUCUCUCUCUCUCUCUCUCUCUCUCUCUCUCUCUUUCUCUAAAUGUUACUGCAGGAAUAGUAGGAAAUCAGUUUUCCUGAAUCUGUAAAUAGAAACUUUGGCCUUUCCAUUUCUACUGUGUAGAUAGGUGAUCAACCACUUUACAUGAAGGGAAUCAAUGAAGGAUUUCUUUUUAUCUUAGGAAUCAGAGAGAGAGAGAGAGAGAGAGAGAGAGAGAGAGAGAGAGAGAGAGAGAGAGAGAGAGAGAGAGAGAGAUUGUUGUACAAAUGAAACUGUAAGUACUCUAGCAUUUUAUUUUAUUGUUUCAAUUCAAAACACAACCUAGGUAAUUAGGGUAUAAAGCAGAUAGCUGAUGCAACAUUAUAUGCAAUUUAGUAUCUGAUACUGUGUCUGGGCUGACUUAUUUUAUAGUAAAAUAGAGUCACGAAUUCUAUAUUUGGUAAAUAUUUUAAAGACAAACAGAUACUAGCAUCAGAAGUUUGAGAACUAAAAAGAAAACCUGAAGAAAUAUCAAUGAUAAGAUAUGAAAUAUUUAUUUUAAAAUGCAAAGCCAUAAUUUUACAAAGACAUUAUAUUUGGUGUGCUGACAUAUUGCUUCUUCCAGUUUGAUGACGACUCAUUCAAUUUCAGAAAUUAUGAACAACUACUGUAAGAAAUGCUAGUCUGCUACAUUUGUGGACUUUGAUUCACUAAAAUAUAGCUUUACUGACUUUUACUAAAAUGAAGAUAUAUGGUUUUGAAAAAGACCCAGGUUAUUAUUAUUAUUUUUUUUUAUGAACCACAGAGGAAUUUUCUCUAUAUAAUAUACACUGUUUCAGUAUUUCAGUAGACUACUGUGGGUAAUAAUACAAGCCACAGGAAGACUUGAACUUACCAUUCAUUGGUUGUGAAGUGUCAGAUAUUUAGAUAACAAUUAAGUUAAGACAGAAGGAAGUUCUGCUUGUGACUUGAAGUGACGUUUUAAAUGGAUUUAGUUUUUCAAAUAUUGCGUGGUCUGGACUUUCUGAAUAACAAGAUUGUCUUCAGUUCAUAAGUCAGUUUGGGGACAGUCACAUGAAUCCAUGUUUUUUAAAGUGUGUCUGUCAGCUUACAGUGGACGAAAGGAGUGACUCAGCCCCCAUUCAUUGUGUCUUAAGCUAUAGCACAUAGUGAAUUCAGAAGUUGUUUGAAACUGCCAAGGAAAAUAAUUGAAAUUAUCAAGCACUGACAUGUUAGAUGAUAUGACAGACAUAUUUGUAAUUUAUCUAUACAGGCAAAGGUGUUACUAAAUUACGAUCAACUUUGUGAAUUCAUGCAAACCAUCAUUGAAAAGCAACUCAGGCCAUUCUGAACUUUCAACUGUCUAAACUGUACAAACCUUCCUUUUAGCACAUUUGGACUUUAGCCACUUAUAUUCCAAGGCAUUGUUUCAUAUCUUCACUUCAUGUAAUUCUGUAUUCUUCCAAACAAACUGUCGAGUAUUAACAAUAAAUGAUAGUACAGAAUGCCAAAUGACUAGAGAACAUUUAAAAGGUAUUGUAAUUUUAAGUUUUAUUAUUCUUUUGUCGAGCAUAGCUGAGAUUUCUUUACUGCCAAUAAAGAAAUUUCUCUACCGUGGUCUCAUCUUCAGCCAUAGCAGUCUGAGAUUAGUCAGUAUUAGUUUUGUAAUAAUAUUUUUGAAGCUAGAUUUCUCUAAAGCUGAAGUGCCAAUUAAAACAUUUCUAUAUUGCUUGUAGAAAAAAAACUAAAAAUUUUGAAAGAAAACCUCUCUGGUGCCUAAAAGUUAACUUGGGGCAAUUUUUAGCUUUUAAAAAUUGCAUCUAUCAUUUUUCCAUAAUUAUUUGUUAGAGUCAUGGCUGACAUUUUUGGAAGUGACUUUGUAUUUUUUUUGUUGAUAAAUCAUCCAUCCUGGAGUUUAGUGUUUGUUCAAAUAUAACAAAUUGUAUAGAGUUUAGAAGUAGUCACAGUGUUAUACUUACUGUUUAGAUAUUUUAAUGGGAAAUUAUUUUAAUUUCCAUUGUGUUUUACUUUGCUCACAGAAACAUUAUCUGUAAAACAUAUUCAAGAUGUUCUGGUCACUUAAAAGAACUCAUGUUGUAUCGACUUAAAAUCUCUGUUUAGGUUUUAUGAGAAUAUUAAAGUUGUAAGUUAACAUUCACUUUCACUCAUCUUCCAUGGAGUACAGAGUAAUUGAAUUUCUCACAAAAUUCUUGCAGCAAUUAAAGAAAUACUUUGCAAACUAAA
Messenger RNA from Mastomys coucha (southern multimammate mouse), 4737 nucleotides. It is a transcript of the gene Calcrl, whose product is annotated as calcitonin receptor like receptor. Gene Ontology annotation, cellular component: plasma membrane. The transcript is spliced from 15 exons. Lineage: Eukaryota; Metazoa; Chordata; Mammalia; Rodentia; Muridae. Bases 325 to 1830 code for a protein of 501 amino acids. Gene Ontology annotation, biological process: adenylate cyclase-activating G protein-coupled receptor signaling pathway; cell surface receptor signaling pathway; angiogenesis. Gene Ontology annotation, molecular function: calcitonin receptor activity; adrenomedullin receptor activity; calcitonin gene-related peptide receptor activity. The record is from RefSeq and is a predicted model, not a curated record.